CUAUAAAAAAUGGGUGUUUGUAAAAUAGGCCCAAGUGCUAUUAAACAGAUUGAACUAAAAUCUGACUUCGAGUAGCAAUAUCAAGGAAACGACUAACCCAGUUAUUAGUAUGAUUUAAGGAGAACACCGCCUUGUGAAAUUGAAAUUCCUACUGCUCCCUAAAGGACUAUAACAAAUAAUAAUCAUUUAUAUCCUCAAAAUCACUUAUUUAUAAAAUAGGUUGAGAGCUUCUACAAUUCUACUUAGACAAAUAAAGUAAUAUCUAAUGAGCAUCAAUGUCAUAAUGAAAUGAAUAAAAUAGAUGAAUUAAGCAAAAGCCUGCUUAAAAAUGAAACUUAACCUGAUGACAAUCCUGAUAAAUAAGCCCAAAUUUUUCUCAAUAAUGAGUAUGAACAGAUGUUGUCUAGCAAAAUAAUUAAACCAAAGCCUGAUAUAAUUUUAAGAACUGAUCUCCUCUAGAGUGUCCAUCCAUCUAAAUACUAGGGUAGAGUGAAAUAACAAGGAAAAACAUUAUGAAUAUUUAAAAUAUUAAAAACAAUUAAAUUCUACCUGGC
Messenger RNA from Paramecium octaurelia, 554 nucleotides. NCBI's taxonomy places the organism in Eukaryota, Ciliophora, Oligohymenophorea, Peniculida, Parameciidae. The record is from the annotation of a GenBank genome assembly.